This is a messenger RNA of Entelurus aequoreus (snake pipefish), 2118 nucleotides long. RefSeq names its product cytochrome P450 3A40-like. The transcript is spliced from 12 exons. The record is from RefSeq and is a predicted model, not a curated record. The coding region runs from base 336 to 1907 and encodes 523 amino acids. NCBI's taxonomy places the organism in Eukaryota, Metazoa, Chordata, Actinopteri, Syngnathiformes, Syngnathidae. Gene Ontology annotation, molecular function: steroid hydroxylase activity; iron ion binding; heme binding.
UUGUCAUGACUUCAGCAACAAUAUCGUAUCACGCCGUAUAACUUAUGUAAACGACUAGUUUACGUCAUGUGACUGCUCCAAAAUGAAACUAUAUUUUACAUUGUCACGAUUAAACACAAACAAAUCAUAAUUUCCUCCGAUUUCAUGGCCCUUAAAGGGUAGUGUUGACUGCCGUACGAUGCCGGCAGCGUUGACGUUGCGAAGCAGUGGGCGGAUGCGAUUUCGACAUGACACGCCCACCUCCGAGACCUACUUCCCCUUUUUACCUCAGUUGGUCUUUUUGUUCGGGAUGAAAACCACCAUACAACCAAAAUAAGAAGAAGAUCUCUGACACGAUGUUCGGCUUGGAGCUUUUUUCAGCCACAACCUGGACUUUAGUUGCUUUAGUUCUCGCCUUGCUUUUACUGUAUGGCGUUUGGCCUUUUGGACUUUUUAAAAAGUUGGGAAUACCAGGACCAAGGCCACUUCCCUUUAUAGGAACAUUGCUGGCUUAUAAAAAGGGACUUGUGGUUGUUGACCGGGAGUGCCAAGCCAAAUAUGGAGACGUGUGGGGGAUGUUUGACGGCAGAGUCCCAAUGAUAAUGGUGGCGGAUCCUGAGAUCAUAAAAGCUGUGCUGGUGAAGGAAUGCUACACCGCCUUCACCAACCGCAGGGACAACUUGGUGUUGGGAACGCUGAAUGAGGCCAUCACCAACGUCAAGGACGAAAAGUGGAAAAGAAUACGCAGCUCCUUGUCGCCGUGCUUCACCGGCGGCAGACUGAAGCAGGUCUUUCCCCUCGUCGCUCGCUUGGCGGACCGACUGGUGGAGAGUCUCGGGAAAAAAGACUUAAGCCAAGCGGUUGACAUCAAACAAUUUGUAGGGUCCUACAGUUUGGACGUGAUCACCGGCGCCUCCUUCGGCGUGGAGGUCGACUCCAUAAACAACCCAGACAGCGUCAUUGUCGCUCAUCUCAAAGGCAUUAUCAACAUGAAAUUUUGGAAAAUGAUGGUCCCGAUGCUCUUUCCCUUCACAAAAUAUCUGCUCCACCUGUUCAAAUUUGACCUCAUACCCAAGCACCAUGUGGACUUUUUCUUCAACAUCAUUAAGAAGUUUAAAGACGAGCAUCAAAACGACCAGUCGAGCAGUGAAGACUUCCUGCAGGUGAUGAUCCAACACGAGAUACCGGUGUCAGACAUAAAGAGCGAACAGGAGCAGCCAAGUAAAGGUAGGACUUCCCAACAGUCACCAAACCUUUUAUCGCCCGCAAAGUGCAUAGUGCAUAUCCAUUCUGUCGUCGCAGGCCUGACGGAAGAGGAGAUCCUCUCACAAGCCUUAAUUUUCAUCUUUGGGGGCUUUGAGACCACCGCCGCAGCCCUCACGUCCCUGCUGUACAACCUGGUCACCAACCCUGACGCCAUGAAGGCCUUGCAGGAGGAGAUCGACGCCAACGUUACCACAGAUGCUCCUAUAUCGUACGAGACCGUGCUCAAUCUGGAGUACCUGGACAACGUCAUUAACGAGUCGAUGCGAGUCCUUACACCCGCGCCGCGACUUGAGAGGAUGUGCAAGAAGACCAUCCAGAUUAACGGCCACACUUUCCCCGAAGGAACCAUGGUGGGCAUUCCUGUGACUGUCCUCCACAAGGACCCUCGCUUUUGGCAAGACCCAGAGAAGUUCCAACCAGAGAGAUUCAGCAAAGAUCGCGCGGAAGAGGUGAACACGUACGCCUACAUGCCCUUUGGCCUCGGCCCUCGCAACUGCGUGGGGAUGCGCUACGCUCUCCUCACCAUGAAGAUGGUGGUCGUGCGUCUGUUGCAGAGUUACACCAUAGAGACGUGCAAAGAGACCAUGAUUCCUCUGGAGUUUGAUUGGGCGUUUAGACCAAAGAAGCCAGUGAAACUCAAGUUUGUGCCCAGACAGGCGUAGCUCAAAAAGCCACAAAUGAUGCUAAAAUGAAGUUUACUUUUUUAAACACAUCUUUGUUUCUUUCAAAGACAAACCUUCCAAGAUUAAAUGUAUUUUGACAUAAAAACACUAUAUAGCUUUAGCUGCAAAACAUUUCUAAAUAACUUUACAACAUGUAUAAAUGCAACUGUAACAUGACAUUAAAGGCCUACUGAAAGCCACUACUACCGAC